Molecule: messenger RNA, 935 nt
Organism: Prorocentrum cordatum
Lineage: Eukaryota; Dinophyceae; Prorocentrales; Prorocentraceae
Source: the annotation of a GenBank genome assembly
GUGGCCAAUCCUCCAGCACGGUACUCGGGCCAUGACCACUCAGACCUUCCACGAGGCUGUGGAGGCGUCUUUCGACGACAUUGCUGUGCAAGCGGACGGCGCGGCAGAGAAAGCUAUCCUGAAGCCUGGUGUUGAGGGGUUGCAUGUGUUCCUUGAAGGGUGUCGCGCUGAUGGCGCGAGUAGCGGCGUGAGUGCCGAAACGGUUGCAGUGGAGUCGCUGAAGAAGAUGUUCGAGAGCAGGGGUUGGCCUUUCGACAAAUCGUUUGGGAGGGCCGAUUUGACCGCGCUGCUCGAAUCGCUGGGCGAAGCAGGCUCUGGCGGCGAGGAAUUGGCGGAGGACAUUUCCACUUUGGUGGGUGAUCUGCACUCUCGAGCGGCGGCGAAGGAGUUCCCGCUCAUUCGCCCGAUAGAUUUGCGGGCGGAGGACGAGCAGAAUGCCGCCGAGGAAGCCAUGAGUCUCGUGGAAAAGCUGGAUGCUGUGCAGAUUCAGAGCUAUAUUGGUUUUCAGAAACAAGAGUAUUUUAAGAAUAGUCCUGGAGAUCCAGGCACGUCGAUGGACGUGAAGCAUGCGCAGUGGGCACUCAAUUUUUACUACAAGCACGUGCGUGAUUUUCUCGCCAAGCAGUCGCUUGACGCCAGGACAUUUGCUCACCGGUUUUCCCAGUCGACGUUCAUCCCGCUCAUCUCCCCGCAGUCGAUCGGUGACAGGGAGAAGAAGGUUUUCGCUCGUGAUGCCGCGUCGGCAAUGAGGCCAGAAUUGUUGGAGUUGCUGGGCAAGAAUUUGUGCUUAGCUUGGGGUGAGAUGGCUGAAGUUGUCGAACUCAGUGGAGCGGACGCCCAUGAUAGCUUCAGAGAGUUUUUGGAAGAGGACUACUUUCGCAUUGUGCGCGAGACGUGCGAUGCGAAUGCGCACCAGAACGCGGGGGCUGGCUUAG